Messenger RNA from Paramuricea clavata, 10673 nucleotides. Lineage: Eukaryota; Metazoa; Cnidaria; Anthozoa; Malacalcyonacea; Plexauridae. The record is from the annotation of a GenBank genome assembly.
UUCCACUUCAUAGUAUUUUCCGGCCUUCUUCGUUGAUUUUGUGUAAAAACCGGCAGUACUUAAAUUAUUUAGUUUAUUAUAAAAGCAAACCGCCAUCUUGAAAGUUCCUGCAAAUGAAUCUGCAAUCCCAUGCCGCUGAGUGUAUGAAAUUUCUAGCCAUGUUGCAUUUGUUUAGAUUGGCGUACAAGCACAAAGAAAGUGGAUACUAAAAGCGACAACGGCAUACUUGGUAAACUGGACAAAGAGGCAAGAGAAUAUAUAAAUUUAUGUAGUGUUAUAAACAUUAUUUAUCAACAUUAUUUUGAGCUCCCAAAUCUUUAAUUCCAAGAAUGGUUUGGACUUCAUCUCCUUUUCUUAACUUCAGGAGAACUAAUAAUCAAAUUCAGUAUCAAUCAAGAAAUUAAUGUGUCUAUUAUUGGCUUUCCCCUAAGUCUUACCAUCGAGACAAGCACGGGAAUGCAAAGUUUUCUAAAUUUUUUUGUUUGAUUAUUUUUUCCCUAUAUAUACAAAAAUUUCAUAAUCGAACAAUUCAGAUAAUAUUUACAAGUGAUAGGGCUAGAUCGAGCCCUAAUAGAAAUCUUAACCAGGCUUUUAUCAAGCCCUGUAGUUAUAUAUAUAUAUAUAUAUAUAUAUAUAUAUAUAUAUAUAUAUAUAUAUAUAUAUAUAUAUAUAUAUAUAUAUAUAUAUAUAUAUAUAUAUAUAUAUAAUUAUAUAGUGUAUAUAGUACCGGGUGUCCCAAAACAAUUGCGCUGUUUGAUUUAAUGUAACAUGAAAACUAUAAAAGCUAUUCCACUAAAAUAAAUUUUAUAGCAUUCAGAAAGGGUUAACUUAGAUUUUAACAUAUAACAUUUGAAUAUCCGUGCAAUAUUUACUGAGCUAUCGAUGUUUUAAAUCGAAUAAGCAUAUUUGACAAUAUUAAAAAUUUGCAUAAAAUUGCCAAUCAAAUAUUAUUUGGUUAAACUUGAUUAUAUAGUUUUAUUGUGGCCAAAAGAACGAAUGAAAAACAUAAUUGUUGGAUAAACAUUUAUUCAUUCAUCAUAUAAAGUAUGUCCCCUUGCACGCAUACAAUGUCUUGCACGGGAAAACAUAAAAGUCAAAUUCUUUGAUGUUAAUCGAAUCGUAUUCGAAAGGCGAACGAGGACCAACUUUAUAAUACAAACUCUCACAGGACGCCAGACAAAUAUGCUUUCGAACGUUUUUAAAUGUUUCAUGCUUAUUUCGCUUCCCAAGAAACAAGAAAGGUUAACUUAUACUAGGACUUUACCCGAAAUUAAAGUUGAGUUGAAAUGCUGAAAUUGAAAUUGUUAAUUUUUGUGGAGAAUGGCAAUUUGUUUUCAUAUAAAUUUGAUCAGCCAUGUUUCUCGAUUUUUUUACUCAUUUUUAAAGCGUGUGUUACAUUCAAACGUAAUAUUACAUGACAUGUAAUACGUAAUAUUACAUGAAAUGUUUAGGGCUGUAUAUCAAAAUCUAAGUUAGCCUUUCCUUAAUACAACAAAAGUUAUUUGAGUGUAAUAGCUUUUAUAGUUUUUACCUUACAUAAAAUCAAACACCGCAAGUUUUUUUUUGGGACACACGGUAUAAUGUUUAAAAACUCAUUAAUAUAAUUCAUGAGGAAAACACAACGAAAAAUUAUAAGCGUGUCGUAUCUUUAUAAUUAUGUGAUAGAGAUUUCUCUUGAUUCACAUAAACUUUAACUUUGAUUUUCUCGACUUGCACAACGUAUUUUUUGAAAAUAACUUCGCCAAUGAACUUACUAGAUCGAUCGUUUUUUAAGCAAUUUAAAACAUGAACAGUAGUGUUUUAUCAGACCUAAUGAUGCUCAGCCUCGCCUCGCAUCUUUAUAUCUGAUAAAACACUGCUGCUCAUGAUUUAAAUAGUACUUUACAAAACAGGUUGGAAAUUUGUCUGAGCAUGCGCGAGCAAAACGAGCCACGCAAUUGCGUAAAGUACACGCAAUGUGUGUUUACAAAAACUUCAAAAAGGCGUAAUUGUGUAAAUAUUGCCAAAUGUUUGGUACAAAAUAAAUUAUAGUUUUAUGUUGAAAAUGGACAUGAUCUAAAUUAAUCAUGCAGAAUUUUUUAGUGACGUCCAUUUCAGUACCCUGCCAUUGUCCCUGGUGUGCUGUCCGUGUGCAUUGAUCUGAAAUAGUUAUUACUUUGCUGUCGAAACAUUUCGAAUGUCCAGAUGAAAAUACAUUGUAUUUUAUGCAUAUUAUAACCUUGUAAACUGUAUGGGCCCCUAUUUUACGCUUAUACCUAAGAUAUAAAAUAAAAAGAAAAGAAACAGAGAACAUUUUAGUUUUAUCGUGAGGACACUUCCAGUUUUUAAAAUAUCUUCAUUUCUUUUCCGGUCAUCACCAAAAUUACACUGAAGCUGGGCUUGAAUAUACAACAAAUUUUGAAUCUCAUCAAGUACAAAAAAACGUGUAACCAAAAUAUGCUCAUGAAAUCGAAAUUAAGAGCUAACUUUUUAAACUAGACCCUUUUUGAGGAGGUUUUCAAGAAGGAAGUUCACCUUUCGGCCUUUGAUUCUUGGCAAAAAUUUGACCACAACACGUGCAAAGCAACUGCAUGGGUUCCAAUUGAGCCCCUAUUUUUCUGACGAUAUGUUUGAUACCUUCAAACGCCGAAAAGUUUUCUCUUUGCAUUUAGCAGUAUUCGAAAUUGAGGCAACUGGCUAUUUUUAAAAAAAUACAGUUACAUAUUUUCAAAAUUCGUCAAAUUUCGCGAGCUUGUAUUUUGAACUAUAGUCAGUUGAAGUUCCAUUAAGAAGCAUAGCAUGGAAAAUUUGAAGCAUAUAAAAUUAAUUUCAACGUACAUUUCAUUCUCAUAUCACGUUUUUCUUCGUUAUUACGUUUUUAAGCAAGCAAUAGCUCGACGUAUACGGUAUUUACUCUCAUGUUCACGUCGCCACAUGCACUUCGACUAAUCACUCGAUUUCAAAAAUAAUCAUCCCAAAACAAGGAAUUCAUGAUUGAUUUUUAAAAGAAUAACCGUUAAUUUGUAAAUCGUUUGAAUAGAAAGGAAAAUAUCGUUAGCUAUAAAACAGCUUCCUGCUAACUUUCUGCUUUUUUUGAAUGUAAAUGCAUUGGAGCUUUGUUUUUGCCCGAGAUUUUUUGGUCAGCGACGACAAAUUUCCCACCUGUUACCUUACAAUUUUUUUGUAAAGAAGUAAAGAAGUAGAGUUGUGCAAAUUAAUUUAAUACAAUAUGGAGAUAAAAUGUUAGCUAUUAUAUAUGACAAGCAUAUUGUCCUAUAUGCAUUUGAAAUGCAUGCAUGCAGUAUUCCAAGAUACUAUCAUUACAAAAAUGAUUUAUAUGUUUUAGUUGGUCUUAUGAGUCGAUAACUAGUUUCAUUAAAAAUAUUCUUUAAUUUGCUUUUUUGGAAUGUGUUAUAGGAGUUAAUGUGUUUUAAUUAAACUCGGUGUUGAUUUAUUCCAUACAUCGAAUGCUUUUCAGAAAAAUUUCGAAGAUUUAGACCCUCAGAAAGCCUGGAAAUGCAAUUAGUAGAAUUUGGCAUUUUCAGCUUGCUUCGUUUUUAACUUGCACGUUUGCUUGUCAAUGCCGCCGGGGGAGGGAGAGGUAAAACAGUUUUCCAAACAUAUCAUUAUUCACUAACUUUCCAAUUCAUGUACCAUAUUUUCUUAAAUUUUUUUGGAAUAUUUUCAUGAAUUUAUCAAAUUUUUUGCUAUCACUAUUACUUUUUCAUCCGAAGCCACUCAAAUAUUUUCCCUGAUUACGAAAACGAUUUGCCGAUAAAACCGUUAUUUUGCCGAAAAGACGUUUUCAGGGGGUGUCACACCACACACUCCGACCUGCUGCUCAGUGUUGAAAUCCCACCCAGUUUUUAUUUUCAAAUUAGAAUUAAUAUUACUUAUUAAGCCUGAAUGUCUGCAAAACAAUUAAAGUUUCAAUUUUAUAUCAUUAAAUUUCACACCUUAAUUUUCAGGUCGAUAAUCUUUAUCGUAAGAAUAUAUCAGAUGAAGUCCGAAAAAAGGUUGCCAGGGAAGUUAUCGACGAUCUGUUAAACGUAACAAACCUUGAUAAGAUGGACGAACAACAAAGAGAAAAUGGAAUAGACCCACAAAAUAUUACUAUUAUAGCCAGAAUACUACAACAAAUCGUUCAUCUAAAUGUUUCUGAUAACAAUCUUAACAUAUUGGGUCCGGCAAGCAAUAUAUUGGAUAUUAGGAAUACAAAAUCGUGGAGAAACAUGACGGUGAGUUAAGGCCAUAUUACACGGUGCAAUUGUUCUUGCAACUUGCAAUGCAAUUCUACUCUUAAGAGAUGUAAAAAUGGCAAAUACGAGUCUUCACUACACUCCGCUGAUGUUUUCUCAACAUAUCGAAAAUUGUUGCUUGUGAUACUACUCUGAGUGUAUAUCCACACUGGGCAAGCUUGAAAAAAUAUGCCUGACCACGGUGGGAAUCGAACCUACGACCUUUAGCUAGAAUACUAGCCCAAUGCUCUACCAACUGAGCUAUGUCUGGUCGGUUCGAGUAUGUGAUAUUUCGGAACAGAAUCUAGUCCCUUCGAUAUCAAUGUAAUCUAGUAAUAAUGAUAUCAUUGGAAUAUACCAUAAAAAUCGAAAGUGACCAAAAAAGCAACAAAAAUAUUUUAAAAUAAUUUGUAUUUUAGCUUCCAUAAUAGGUUGUAAAUAAAACAGCUUUUACACGCCUUUAGUAAUGUUAUUCAUUAGACUGAAAAGCUUCAAAUAUCAUUAAUAAUUCAUACGCUUAUUGGAAAAUCAUUUCAACCAUAAUAUGUCACGUGCAGCGGCUUUAAACCAUAUAAAAUACGUCUCCUAUAUAUAAUUAGUAUUAUUUAUAUAAAGAAUACUAAUAAGGCAGUAUCUAUUGUAGUCGUGUCCUCAUUAGUAUUCUUUAUAUAAAGAAUACUAAAAAGGCAGUAUAUCUAUUGAAUCUGUAGUCGUGUUUGAAGCCGUUUAAAUGUUUAGUGAACUCGCAGGUCUCGUUUUAUUAGAUCUAAAGCCACUCGCGCUGCGCGCUCGUGCGCGCUUGGCUUUAAUUUAAACUUAAUAAAACACUCUCGCUCGUUUAUUAAACAGUACGUUAAAGAAUACUUCUACACACUGUUAAACAAAACUUAUUGCUCAUAGUUUUUUAAAUUCUAGACAACACGUGACACUCACAUUUAGCCGUUUUAAUGGGUUAAACUUUUCCACAAAUUUUCUACUUUGCCAAUAGGUGUGGCCAGUUCUACAACAUACUUGAAUUCUAGAAAUCCGGGCAUUCUAUUUUCUUGUCUCAUCUUUUUUCGUAUCGUCUUUCAUUGUGUCAUCUUUCUUUUCUAGGACAAUAAAGUGAUUCGUGAUCUGGUAAUAACCUUGGAAGAUUAUGGAUUGCAAUAUGGAGAGAACUUAAAAAACAGCUCGAAUACUUCGCUUAUAGUUAAGGACUAUCCCAACGUACAGCUAAACCUCAGAUACAUAAAAUACGCAGGCAAUUUGUCACGAGAGGAAAGAAUUUUUAAGUUUCCAAAUGCGUCGUUCAACCUCUCGCCUGAUGCGUUACUGAAAGAAUCUGGCGCUGUGGUAGUUAUCUUGUGGUAUAAAACAAUACAUUAUCUUAUAAAGAAUACAUCUUCUGGUGAUAAUAUUUAUGCAGCAAUAAGCAGCAAGAUUAUAACUGUAAAUGUCCGACCUGAGCGAAAGGUGAAGUUUUCAGAACCUGUACGCAUCAGCUGGGACUUAGCGGAAUUGGUAAUUAAAGCGUACUUUUGUUUUCUACUCGUAGAGAAUGGCACUUUGCAACUUAGGAUGGAAAAUAAAUGAGUAUUCGAGUAAGACACUUGAGUAGGAUAGAAUUGAAUUGAGUAAAAUGGUUGGGAUAGUUGGGUAGAAAACAUCAGAAUAUUAUAGAUUAGGAUCCUGUAUACUUGGGAGUUCGCAGGUAGUGCUUUUCGCGCAAUUUGAUUGGUUGCUCAGCUCCGGAUAACCUUGCACCAUUUAUCUCCGGAAAAAACAAGAUGGCGUCCCAUUUCUUUGCGAUUUAUACAGAAGAGCAAAUUUUCUACUAGCAAGUUUUCAACUCGCAAAACACGUUUUGCAAGUUUUCUACUUGCGGUUUCGCAAGACACGAAGGAAGCCAGAAAAUUCCGUUUAAUUAACAGUAUGUAGAGGUAUUCUUUAAAGCUAUUUCUAAUGAAUAAAAUUACUAAAAGCUUUUACUAAUUACUAAAUACUGUUUUUUUACAACAACAGUUUUACGGGAACUGAAGAGUGAAUAUGCUAAAACAAUUGUUCACCUCAGUGUCGGUGAAUAGUGCAAGGAUAUCCACCCGGCAAUGCUUCGUGUUUCGGUAAAUAUCCUGGCACUAUUCACCGACACUGAGGUGAAUAAUUGUUAAAUAUAAUAACUUACCCUGGAAUACAAUCAUUACGGAAUACAAAUCAAUAGAAUGCCAACGAAUAUAUCUGAGUGCAUAACACCUGAAACAAAAAAAAACAUGAAAAAUGUUUACUGUUUCUUAAAUAACAAGAUUAGUGAUUGUUUAAAUGAUUUAUUUUACUUUCAGAACGAUUUCAAAAUGUGUGCCUACUGGAAACCAAGAUUAGGUGAAAAUAUAUGGAAGUCAGAUGGAUGUAAAAGAAUAACAGACAAGUUAUAUAGUAACCGCCUGACAUGUGAAUGCGACCACCUAACAGCUUUCGCUGUUAUGGAUAUUUCAAGAACUAUGGUAAGAUUUUAAGGUUACAGGAUACCCUAGGCGUGCGUUUCAGGAGAUCUACCUCUACUCGGCGAAUUUCUUUCAAUUUUUUGCCGAAUAUAGCCAGAUAGAUGAAGAAUAACAUAGUAGUAAUUAUAAAAUAUACGAGAAAAAAUUAUUUUCCCGAAUAUUGCUACAAGAAUUAACUAAAGUUUGUGGUACCUUCUUAAACACCGGUUCCUACGGAAGCCGUGAAGGGACUUCAGACUUCAAACAUUGUUCCGAGCUUCGCUAAUAGCCAACAUUGCUUCUGCGAAGCUGGCUAAUAUUUAAGGCACUUAUUCAGUCAAAGCUAUUCAAACAAAAGUUAAAAAUGGUCAGAAUGAUUUAGAUUGUAAAUGGAGACUAUUGGAUUAAUGUGUCAGUGAGUUCUGAAAGUUCUUUGCAGGUUUAAACGCAGAACGAUAAAACAUAUAAUACUAUCGUUUGUAGAAACACCACGUAAAUUUAUUACUGCAGCAAAUUUAUUAACUUUAUUCUGUAAAUUUAUCAAGUUAAGUAUAACACGCGCUCAAAACUAAUGCGUAUAAUAUACCACUUAAUUGAGGUUAUGACUAAAUUCAAAAUUUUUAUUUUUCGAAACGUUUCUCAAUCGGCAAACAAACUUAAAAAGUAUGUUUAGUGCUUUAUCUGUAAAAUAAUGCUAAAUUGAAGAAAUUUUAGACUACGCCAAAGAGAAAAUUAUGUCUGAAUUCAGUAAGUUUUGCUUAUAUUGCUCGGCUUAAAUAUGGCGUCAAUUUUAAAGCAUCAUUGAUAAUGUAUUUUAAUUGCAAUUUUUAACUAUGAUUUUAUGUUUGUCAACCGGCAGAUGCAUUUAAAAAGGUAGCUAACUACAUAAACUAACUAGAAUAAGGCAAAAACAAAGUGAUUCUAAGAGGAGGAACGCAAAAGCAAUGUUGGCUACCAUGCAGCGAAGCUCGGAACCAAUGUUUGAAGUCUGAAGUUUGAAGUCUGAAGUUUGAAGUCUGAAGUCUGAAGUCUGCAUGAAGUCUGAAGUCCGAAGUCUGAAGUCUGAUUGUCAAACAUCUGUUCCGAGCUUCGCUAAUAGCCAACAUUGCUUUUGCGUACCUCCUCUUAGAAUCACUUUGUUUUUGCUUUAUUCUAGUUAGCUACCUUUUUAAAUGCAUCUGCCGGUUGAGAAACAUAAAAUCAUAGUUAAAAAUUGUCAAUUAAAAUACAAUUAUCAAUGAUGCUUUAAAAUUGACGCCAUGCAUAUUUAAGCAGAGCAAUAUAAGCAAAACUUACUGAACUUCGCCAAAUGUUGCUUGAAUGAAUGAUAUACGCAAACAUUUACCUCAUUUCGCUUGUGCUCACGUUCUUUCGAAACAUAUUAAAAGGUUUAAAUAUAGAGCACAAGGGAAGGUGAUUUGGACAGGUGAGUUAAAGGGGAUUUAAUGGAAAGCCUCAAACAUUUAAUGGUCGAUUUAUUUGGCAAUAUGUCAACGAAUUCGCCCUGAAGUCCACAAUCAACGGCAUGCAGUUAAAAGAAUCUAAGUGUAUGUAUAUGGAACUCCGUAUCUGUUUUUCAACUACGAAAACUGAUUUCGAUCUCAUUCUUAUCAAUGACAAAGAAAUUGAGGUUUUCCCCGAGGCAAAAUUACUGGGCCUCGAUCACCAUCACAAAUUAUCUUAAAUGGAAUUCACAUGUCAAGAAUAUAUGAAAAAGGUCUCGACUCUCAACCCGUCUAUACUUUCUAAGACAACUGAAACGUGCCACAGUUCCAUCAAGAGAUCUCCUUAUAUUCUAUAUUACCUGCAUCUGGCCAGUCGCUGAAUAAGUGUGCGAAGUUUUCCACGACUCUUUCCAAAAAUACCUAUUUGACGACCUUAAUUAAAUAACUUGAAAAGCGUGCUUGUAGAAUAAUAUUAACAGAUCAUCGGUUUUUUGAAGCCCUGGAUCAAUUGGGUCUUACUACAUUGGCUGCAAAAAGACCGAACUUAACUAACAAGUUUUUUUAAAAUAUAGUCAACGAUCCUGAGAACAAACUACAUGACUAAUCAUUGCCUCCAGUGAACUCCUCAGAAAUAUGCCUGCGAGGCCUGGAAAAAGAACGUUUCGAAUUCCUAAUUAAUUUUAAGACAAAUAGAUUUAAGAAUAAUUUUAUUAAUUGUAAUGCAUGUAAAUACGUAAUUGAAUCGAACUAAUUUUUAAUUAAUACUGUUAGUCGAUCUAACUUUUAACUUUUAUUACUGGUACAACUUAACAUUAUUCAGCCGACGUGCAAGGCCUAGGCUGCGAGUCUUUUGAGUUAAUAAAUCUAUCUUGGCUAUCUAUCUUUCUAUAUUUCACAUCAAAUAAAAAUAGUAUCAAUGGGUCAUUGGAUUAAUUAGGCCUGACCACGCGUUAGUUUAAUUAAAUUAAUAAUAAUAGUUACGCUUAAGAAAUGAGGUAAAAGUAAUGGGAUUAAUAGACUAGAGAAAGUGUUAGGAUCAUGACAUCCACACAGAUUUAAAGUUUGUUCGUUCACAGCAACCGGGUAUAUAGAUCAUGUUUUCGCUCGCUACUCUGGUUUAUAUUAUGAAUGAAUACAAGGCCCAAUCGAAUUGUAAUCAAGGCACAACUUUUUGGCACUCCAACCUAGUGUCUUUAUCCGGGUGCAUCUAAAGUUGCAAUAUGGCUUCUUAAAUACCCAAGAAAUGACGUCAUCUGCCAAUGAGAUGCAUGUAUUCCUCUGGCAAAUAGGCACCGUCAUUCCUAUUCAAGACAUGAUUACUCAUGUUUAUAUGCCACGCUUCUAGGCAUCGUAUUUGACCAUAGCGAUUAUUUGCGGUAAUUACUUUGAAUUUUUCUACGCAAUCUUGUGUUUGGUGUUACACACAUGUUCUGCUAAAGCUUAUUUCUCCUUCCUUUAAGUUGAAACAGCCUUUUGAUGUUCUUUUAGCCGCUUGGGCUUUGUAUUUAUUUAUAAUUAUAAAUCAGAGUAGCGAGCGAAAACAUGAUCCUCACACACGCUGUUCCAUUUGAUAUUGAUUAUCUCGUACUUUUCUCUGUUUCACUUGGGCUUGACUGUUCGAGAUAGUGGUGUUCUACUGUACUUGAUGCUGUGCUCUAUUCUAUAUUGUAUUUAUUUCCUCAAGCUAAGCAAAGAUAAAAGAAAAGCUUUGGAGCUAAUAUCCACCAUCGGCUGUUCUGUGUCGCUGGUUGGAGUAAUUCUGACGAUAUUAAUAUACGCAUUGUUUUGGAAAAGACUUCAUAGUAACUCCAAGAGUAAAGUACCUUCCCAAGUGCUCAUGCAUCUCUGUGUUGUGAUUGGAAUGACAGAUAUCUUUGCUAUCCUGGCCGGACCAGCACUAAAAUACAAGGUGAAGCUCAGAGAAAACCGUAAGCGUACGGGCUUGACACUUUCCGAUGGGGGGGGGGGGCACUUGAAAGUUUUAUGGAAUAUUGUAAUGAAAUUACAGUACCUGAAUAUAACAUAUUUUGUGACACAUGUGUUCGAAAUUUUUCAAUAUUUUUUUUUUUUUUUGGGGGUGCUCCUUUGCUUUUCUGUCUCGUAUGCCUAUGGCAAAAAAAACAGGAAACAUUUGCAAGAACCCUUUUUCAGGCGGUUGAACAAAUUAUGUCAUCUAAGUAUAUAGCUCAUGCAUAACAAAUAUUGGUUGUGACAUGUGCAAGGUUGAAAACUAUCAGAAUAAUGUCUGCAAGACAAUAAUCACUAAAAACUGUCAGGCAGCAUCAAUGCUUAUUGCUUUAUUCUCUUGUUUUUUUGACAAUGAGAUUCCAUAGUACAUUAAAUCAUAAUUUAUUUUGUUUCUUUCCAUUCUAUAGACAUUCUGUAUAGCCGUUUCCGUUCUACUAUAUUUCUUUGUACUCGCUCUUUUUGGAUGGAUGCUAUGUGAAGGAAUUAUUAUUUACCUUCAACUCGUGAAAGUUUUCUCAGGAUUGGGUUUGGGAGGAAAACAUCUGAAGGGAUUCUAUAUUAUUGGUUGGGGUAAGCAACAUUGA